AUGCAAUACCGUUUUACCGCAUUUUCUCUUAUACANGUCGAAGGUGAAGAUAACGUCGAUAGAUUGGAAUCAUGUUUUAAAGGUAGAGUUUGCACCUAUAGAGUCGCAGACGUGUUGGUCGAUGAUGAUAUAUCAUCGUUCCUAACAAGAUCAGAAGGAGCUGUUAAACGAAUGAUUGAGGUUAGUUUAGAUCGCUGUGGUCCCUCUAUAAAGGUUCAGAUUGAGUUUUUUGCGAAUUAUGUUAAAGCCGCGUAUGAUGAAAAUGGGGAUGAAGACGUAUUAAUGUCCGAGAAAAAUUUUAAUUGUAAAUUUCAAGUUGUUUCGGUGGGUACGGAUUUGCAUGAGGUGUAUGUUGGGAUGUGUAGGGAAAUUUUAGCUCAAAGCGAAGAAUUUCAAGAACGCGACUCUGGGUGGGCCUUCUUCUCCGUAUCUCACCUCCUGCUUAAUAUUAAUAAAUUUGAACCUAUACCCGAGUCAUCGUAUAUACGUUUACCUCAGGUAAUUGCUGAAAAACAUGCGUGCGUAAAUAUUAAAAACUAUGAGGACGAUGCUUGUUUAGCGUGGUGUUUGACGGCGGCUCUUCAUCCUACCAACCUCCAUCAAGAUCGUACUACAAGCUACCCUCAUUAUAGUCAAGUACUUAAUUUGCGCGGGAUUACAUUUCCAAUAACUUUAAAAGAUAUCGUUAAUGUAGAAAAAUUAAAUAAUUUAAGUAUUAAUGUUUACGAAUUGAUAAGUAGUAGUAGUAGUAGUGGUAAAUACACGGUGGAAGGACCAAUUUAUUUUACCAAACAAAGACGUGAUAUUCAUAUAAAUUUGCUUUAUUUAUAUGAAAACGGGAAAGGGCGUUUUGUUUUAAUUAAACAUCUUUCUAGAUUAAUUUCAUGUCAAUGUACGAAUCGUAACGGCUCUAUACAUCUUUGCGAUGGGUGUUUAACGCGGUUGUCAUCGGCAGACAAGUUACUCGCACAUCAGACUUAUGAUUGUAAUCAUGUGAUGACCGUUUUACCUACAGCCGAUUUAAAAUCUAAACCAAACUUUUUCGGUUUAAAAACUCCGCAAAAUAUUUUAGAAUUUAACAAUUAUAAAUUCGCUCAGAUGGCUCCCUUUGUCAUCUACGCUGACUUUGAAUCGCUUUUAAAACCGAUCGAUUAUUGUAAGCAGAGUAGCGCUAAAUCUUUUACGGAAAAAAUUGAGGAACAUCAACCGUACAGUUUUGCUUAUUACAUUGUUUCCACGAUUGAUAGCAGUUUAAAUAAAUUUGAAACAUAUACGGGACUUGAUGCAUCACAAGUUUUUAUCACAAAAUUAAUCGACGUAAGAUUUAGCAACCAAAGUGCAGAAUUAAUUUUUAAAUUACAUAAUGAAAUACGCGAUAAAUUGGAAAUUUUGAGUUUAAAAGAAAGAAAUAAAAGAGCACUAAUAAAUAUAGCAGGGAAAUUAAUAAAAGCCAUUACAGGCAACCUUGAUGAUUCAGAUGCAGAAAGAUUAGACGAUAAAUUAGGGUUAUUAUGGCUCGAUAAAAAUGUAAAUGAAAUUAUUGAAUGCUACGAAAUGACAGCAAGAAAUUUGAACGAACUUAUAGACGUAUUAAAUUAUGCGAAAAGGGGAAUUGUACACCCUCUAUUAAUAACUCCUUCAAAAUUGAUAGAAAAAAUGAAAUUAAUACACUUGGAUGAUAACCAUAAAUUUCCUUUCGAUUUAUUACUAGAACAAGUUGAUAUAAUUGACAGAAUAACGGAAGUAAAAGCAUAUAAAAAGAACGAUAAAUACACGAUCAUUUUACAGAUACCUUUGAUAAGUAAUGAAAUAUUUCAGUAUUACGAAAUUCAUCCAUUGCCAACUAUUGUCAAUGAUACCUUAAUUCAAAUUGAAAAUCAAUUUAAGUUUAUAGAACAGUAUUUGUGUAAACAACAGAUUGAAAUUUACGAGAGCCGUCCUCCACCACCAAUUCCAAUUCCAUGCAGUAAAUGCCAUGAUUUUGCUCACACCACCGAUAAAUGUAAUGUUCCAGUAAAGUGCUCCAAAUGCUUGGGUCCGCACAGCACCACCAAAUGUACCUUCCAACUACCAGAGAAGUGUAGGUCCUGUGGCAUUGAAGGCCACAGUGCCUGGUCUAUGAUAUGCAAAAAGCGACCCAAAGCACCUAUACAAGGCGUCCCCAAUGUUAGAAUUAAAUCGGCUAACAAAAAAUCAGACGAAAUCAUGAAUAAAACCACCAAAGAAAGCCGCAUUCAUAAUCCUGUUACGAUCCAUGAUCAAAUUAUCGACACUUAUCUCACAAAAAUCAACUCUCCCAAGCCGCGGGAUCGACAAGAGCUUUUAAAUGCCCUAAAACGUAGAUUCAUUGAGCAUCAUCAAAUUGACACAAUCGUUGCUUUUUCGGGAAGCUACAUGUAA
Messenger RNA from Onthophagus taurus, 2400 nucleotides. The record is from RefSeq and is a predicted model, not a curated record. NCBI's taxonomy places the organism in Eukaryota, Metazoa, Arthropoda, Insecta, Coleoptera, Scarabaeidae.